GGAGCCGGCUCGGCUUGCGAGCCCCGUUGAGGAGCCGGCGCUUGGGCCGCAGUUAUCGUCGCGUCCGCUCCCGGUUCCUGGCCAGUUGGCGGCAUGGCGUGCGGGGCGACGCUGAAGCGGCCCAUGGAGUUCGAGGAGGCGCUGCUGAGCCCCGGGUCCCCGAAGCGGCGGCGCUGCGCCCCUCUGCCCGGCCCCACUCCGGGCCUCAGGCCCCCGGACGCCGAGCCGCCGCCGCCUUCGCUUCAGACGCUGACCCCACCGCCGACUCUGCAGCAGUCCGCCCCGCCCGGCGGCGAGCGGCGCCUUCCAACCCCGGAGCAAAUUUUUCAGAACAUAAAGCAAGAAUGUAGUCGUUAUCAGAGGUGGAGACAUUUAGAAGUUGUUCUUAAUCAGAGUGAAGCUUGUGCUUCGGAAAGUCAACCUCACUCCUCUGCACUCACAGCACCUAGUUCUCCAGAACAAUAUGAAUCUUUUGUGAAAUUCACACAUGAUCAGAUUAUGCGACGGUAUGGAACAAGGCCAACAAGCUAUGUGUCCUGAGCUUUGUUGCAUAUCUGGGUACCAGGUUUGACCUCAAGAGAUGGCUGCUGUACACUUUUUGCAACUGGUUUGAUAUCACAUUUCAGCUCCAACUUUGCAUCCUGAGAACACUUAAUGUUUCUGCAGGUCCAUUUUAUACAACUUGAAAGACCUUAAAACUUUCUGGUUGCCACAAGCAUAUCUUUCUUUUCUGCUCAUCCAAUAAACAGCUGUGCC
Carlito syrichta (Philippine tarsier) is the source of this 756-nucleotide messenger RNA. RefSeq names its product akirin-1-like. Lineage: Eukaryota; Metazoa; Chordata; Mammalia; Primates; Tarsiidae. Gene Ontology annotation, molecular function: transcription coregulator activity. The transcript has a single exon. The record is from RefSeq and is a predicted model, not a curated record. The coding region runs from base 94 to 540 and encodes 148 amino acids. Gene Ontology annotation, cellular component: nucleus; chromatin. Gene Ontology annotation, biological process: myoblast migration involved in skeletal muscle regeneration; positive regulation of macrophage chemotaxis; negative regulation of skeletal muscle satellite cell proliferation.